Molecule: messenger RNA, 2199 nt
Organism: Wasmannia auropunctata (little fire ant)
Lineage: Eukaryota; Metazoa; Arthropoda; Insecta; Hymenoptera; Formicidae
Product: E3 ubiquitin-protein ligase RNF14-like
Exons: 5
Coding region: 414-1940 (508 amino acids)
Biological process (GO): protein polyubiquitination; positive regulation of proteasomal ubiquitin-dependent protein catabolic process; ubiquitin-dependent protein catabolic process
Cellular component (GO): cytoplasm; ubiquitin ligase complex
Molecular function (GO): ubiquitin conjugating enzyme binding; zinc ion binding; ubiquitin protein ligase activity
Source: RefSeq, a predicted model, not a curated record
UUGCACACUCACAGCGCUACGCGCAGCGCACUGUAGCCACUAGCGCAGUCGGCGGUCGGCGCGGUGGAUGUGAGCACGCAAGUUUCGUUGUGUGUUUAUGCCCCGAGCAGAGUUCACGUACAAGAUUUCCGCUGCCCUGUCUCGCCGGGCAUUUCACAAUUUUUCGCAAUCGGGCAGGCCGCGUGAUACACACCCGCGCCGACAGAUUCGCAGCCGCGUUCGGGGGAACAAACGUGAAAUUGCUCCGACCAGCACAUAACCCUCCCCCUCACCGCGCUCGAGCAGUCGUCCGCAACAUCACGCAACAUUAUGCACCGUUUUUGACAGCCCGGAGGAUCGCAAAGUGCGUCACGAUUGACACUUGCCUGACGUAGCACGCUUAACGGCGCUCCGAGCCUUCAGAUUCGUCGUCGAUGGACUACGAGAAACAGAAGGACGAGGUCACCGCGUUGGAAAGCAUCUACACCGAGGAGGAGUUCUCGUACCACGAGGAGAACGGUCGGUUCGAAUGCACCUUGAAGAUAUUCGUGAAUCUGCCGGCGAAAUGUCGCCUGUCGUACAGGGAUCUGCGACACGAGGCGGAGCUGGCGCAGGAGGUGCAGAUAUCGUAUCUACCGCCGUUGACGUUGCACGUCACGCUGCCGGAGGACUAUCCGUCCACGUCGGCGCCCACGUUCAUGCUGUGCUCGUCCUGGCUGUACCCCAUAGUGCUGUCUAAGCUAUGCAGGAAGCUCGACGCGCUAUGGGAGAGCGGCAGGCAGGAGAUCCUGUUCACGUGGGUGGAGUUCCUUCAGGACAAAACGCUCGGCUUCCUGAAGAUAAAGGACCGUCUGGACAUGGAUUGCAUGUACACGUCUUACAAGAGGACGGUGGAGAGGUUGCAGGGCAACCCGCAGGCGAACAAGGAGACUAGCGAGCCUAACAACAAGCAGGGCAACAGCGAGGCCGGCCGGGAGGGCGGCGCGUCGAGGAAGACCGGCGUCAUCGACAAGCGUGCCAUUCUGGACUGUCCAAUCGGCAGGAACCCCAUCCAGAUGUUGGUCGAUUACAAUGAGAAGCGGAAGCAGAUCGAGUUCAAGAAGAACUUCUACACGUGCAGUAUCUGCUUCACCGACAAGUCGGGGGAGCAUUGCACGCAGUUCCUGCCCUGUGCCCACACCUUCUGCAAAGAUUGCGUCAGAGGUUACUUCGAGGUGAAGAUCACAGACGGGAAUGUACAGAAUAUUUGUUGCCCCGAAGAGAGGUGUAAAUUUGAGGCUACGCCCGGCCAGAUAAAGGACUUGGUAAGUUCGGAGUUGUUCUCAAAGUAUGAUUCCUUAUUGUUAAGUACUACGUUAGAUACUAUGAAGGAUAUAGUUUACUGUCCGAGACGACACUGUCAGUAUCCAGUCACCCGCGAUCCCGACGAUAAUAUGGCAAGGUGUCCCGUUUGCCAAUAUGCAUUCUGCGUUCGUUGCAAGAUGGUUUAUCAUGGUGUAGAACCCUGCAAAAUUAGCUCAGCUGAGAAACAACGAUUAUUGAAUGAAUAUCAAUCAGCCAGUAACGAGAAGAAGGCCGAAAUGGAAAAGCAUUACGGCAAGAAACAGCUUAAAACGAUAUUGGAGAACACAAUGUCUGAGAAUUGGAUUAAUGAUAAUAGUCACAAUUGUCCUCACUGCAAAACCGCAAUCGAGAAAUCGGACGGCUGCAACAAGAUGACAUGUUCGCAUUGCGGCACGUACUUCUGUUGGCUGUGCGGCACGCGGCUGAAUCCCGAGGCGCCUUACUUACACUUUCGAAAUCCAGACUCCAAGUGUUUCAACAUGUUAUAUCGCGGGAUGAUACCCGACGAACUGGACGACGACGACGAUUUCGAUUUUCAUGCUGAAUAUCUGGAUUAUUAUUCGGAAGACGAAGAAUUUAACCACGAUGAAGAUUUCUUUUUGGAAUAUGAUGAUUGAAUCGAUGUUGCUAAAUUAUAGAUUUGAUUUUUUAAUUUACAUACAAUUAUCAUUGGAUGUCUUCUUAAGAAAACGGUUGAUAGAUAAUCAUAGUUAGAUAGAAUUUAUCUUUUUACAGAAUAUAUUAGUAGUUGUUUUAAUUAAAUUAAAUUUGAAGGAUCAUGUGAAUAUUUGUAUAUGAACAUAUACGAGUCUUCUACAAAUUACAGAAUCGCUGUUGUAAAAUGGAAUAUUGCAAAAUAUACAAUUAUUUUUUCAA